Messenger RNA from Phycomyces blakesleeanus NRRL 1555(-), 246 nucleotides. RefSeq lists its product as hypothetical. The transcript is spliced from 2 exons. The record is from RefSeq and is a predicted model, not a curated record. NCBI's taxonomy places the organism in Eukaryota, Fungi, Mucoromycota, Mucoromycetes, Mucorales, Phycomycetaceae. The coding region runs from base 1 to 246 and encodes 81 amino acids.
AUGCAAGUUGCACAAUUUGAAGAGGCAAAGCUUCGUCAGCUGGAUGUUCUAUUCCAUGAAGAAUCUACUAUCCAUCUCACCUCUUUUAUUACCUUUCAAAUCAUCAAAGCUGUUGAUGAUGGCUCUCUAAUCCCUCCCACGUCUCUCGAGGGCCCACCCGAGAUUCUUAAUAGGGCUGAGAUCCAGACUUUAAACUGGCCAGUAGUCAAAAUCCUGGAGUUCACGGCUAUCUUUCCAUCACAUUGA